AGUGAUAAUUUCUAUGGUGGUGGUGGUGGCGGCGGUGGUGAUUGGAAUCGUCAAAAUCGCCGCGGAUAUCGUGAUGAUAGGGGGUAUGGAGGGGGUGGGGGUGGAUACGGUGGUGGUGGAUACGGUGGUGGAAGAUCCCCAAAGAUACCUGAUGAACCCCCAUUCACUGCAUUUGUUGGUGGGCUACCUGAUGGCACUGUACAAGGAGAUAUCGAUAGAAUCUUUGAAAAUCUGAAUGUGAAUACUUUAUAUAUUUUUAUUAACUUUACAAAACAAAUAGGUGGUGAUGGACCACCUUUUAAUCUGACCUUUUUUGUCUCAAAUUUCAUUAAUUAUAUAAUUUAUUAUAUACCAGUGCUUUGAUGGUUGAAAAAUUAUGGAUACAGAUUUUGUCACACAGUUAUUCAUUUGAAGACUUUCAGCAGUUAUUGGGCAGCCAGCUUGAAAAGAUAUGUUAUUGACAAAAACUCUUUUACUUCAACUCUAGAUAAAAAGUGUGCGUAUUGUCAGGGAUCGCGAAACUGAUAAAUUUAAAGGUAUAUACUGAUAUGGAAUAAAAUAUGUCUAGUGAAGAGAUGAGAUAAAUUUAUAUUUUUUCUCCAAAUAUAGGUUUUUGUUAUGUGGAAUUCGAAGACCAAAAAUCAUUAAUCGAAGCUUUGGAAUAUAACAGUGCUGUAAGAUUGUUUAGGCUGUAAAGUUAAAUACAUAAAGAUAUAUCUUACACAAAUAAAAACCAAAUCUUUCUGCUGUUGUUUUAAUUCAUUUUGCAAGUACCAAGUUCUAUUUUAUGUAUUAUAUAAGUUGUGUAAAUGAGGCCAAUCAAGGUUAAAUAAAGUUUAUGUAACCUGUAUUUCUGUAGGAAUAUGGUGAUAGGCCACUUAGAGUGGAUGUCGCUGAAGGAAGGAAUAAAGAUCGUGGAGACAGAGGUCGCGGAAGAGGAGGUAUUGUAAUCAGAUGCUUUCAUUAGCAGGGCUUGAAAUAACGUUCCCAAAGUUCCAGAUCAUGGUGAUUGGCAGUCAUGAUUUUUCUGGUUUGAAACUGUGCUUUUCCACCCAUAAACAAUAUCUAGCCAAUAGGUGAUUGGCUGUCACUUCAAGCCUUGCUAAUGCAAGGUUUAUCAUGGUUUAUCAAUGGCAAUGCCCAUAUCUCUCAUCUGCUAAACAAUCUUCUCACAUGAAAUAAUAAUGAGACAACUCCAACAGGAAUUUGACUCAGGUGAACAAGGCUAAGGGGUCACUUAGCAAUACAUUGCCGGACCAAAGACAAUUUUUCUUAGCGAUGUUUUUUCCCUUCUAGUAAACAUUGCCUAAUAUUUUGGUUUGAAUUCUUUCAGGAUUCCGUGGUGGUCGUGGAGGCGAUAGAGGAAGACCACAGGGUGACAGAGGGCAAAAUAACUUUCGUGACGGGGGACGCGACCAGGGUACAAUAAUUAAACAAUGUCCUGACCUUUUUAACAAACCCUGAUUACCUUUUACCAAAUUCACCAAUAGCAAUUUCCAGUUUACCUAUUGUUCGAGUCACAGAUAGGUGACUUUCCUAAAACAUUGCCAUUGGUUAGCUGGGCAAAAAUACACUACACAUGUGACGGUGAAGGACCAGAUUUAUGAAUAAACGUUGACCAACAUAGAUAGCGAGUUAUAUUGUUAUUCUAAUGAGUUUGACAGCCAUCUUCCCUUCGAUAUAGGCUAUGCAUUCCCCACCAACGAAAGCUUGUUCAAAAUUUUCAUAUUAUAUUUUAUUCUUACAGGGCGUGGUGGCUAUGAUCGUGGUGGCUAUGAUCGUGGUCGGUAUGAUGGCGGCAGGGGGGGACGGCAACAUGGUCGUCGAGAUAAUAGAGGACCACCAAUGCCAUACGAGAACUUCCCUGAGCCAAGCGAAGGUAAACAUCGAGUGCUAUGUUCUCUGUACAUAACAGGGAAAGAUAGAGUGAGCUGAUCAUAUUUCCAUGAAGCCGAGUGACUUACAAAGGAUGUAGCUCAAAAGUGAUUAUGUCAAAGCUAACAUUAGGAUGCCUAUGGCUGCCUGAUCACAGAGGGCUAAGGUGGAAUGGUUGUUUUUGGAACACAGGACACUGGAACACAGAAAACUGGAACACAGGAGAGAAACAACCAUAAUUCUAUUUAAAUGAGUUUAUUAAGCACAUAAACCACAUCUAAGAUAUACCAGGGUUCCUGCAGGUCAGGAAGAGUUAAAUUCAAGGAUUUUCAAGGCCAUGUAUCAGGAAAUUCAAGGACUAAAGCUGAAAAGGCGUUAGAAAUCAGUAAAAAGUGAUGUUGAACUGUUCAAAUGGCAACAAACAGCUUUGGCCUUUGUAAGACAUGAACAAAAUCAACUUACAAAAUGGCCAGUUCUUAAUGCAAAACAAUUUCAAAAAAUUUAAGGACUUUCAAGCACUUCUUAGUUUAUAAACUCAAGGACUUUCAAGGAUUUUCAAGUUUUGUACAAACUCUGAUAUCCCCUACACUCAGUAGCAAGCUAACUCAGCAGUAACAGCCUGCUUAACCAUGUCUGUCACCCAUGCUAACCACCCCCGCCCCAGCUGACCACAUCUGUCACCCCUGCUGGCCAAAUCUGUUAACACAUAUGUAACCCCUGCUAACCUCAUCUCUCACCCAUGCUAACCACCCCCGCCCCUGCUGAACACAUCUGUGAUGCCUGCUCUAUCCAACCUUAAUACAAGAAGAAACUAGAGUACCAUGAAAAAACCUGUGGUAACUCUGUUGGUAGAGUGAGGGUGCCUAAAAUGGUGAUCACCAUCAUGAAUCCUGUUAAAGGCACAGUUCAGCCUUUUGAAUGAUGGUUUUUAAGGUGCAUUUCAGCCCUUUUAAUUGAAAGACUAACUAGGAAAAUCAAUUAUACAUAAUUCAAGAUCAAUAAACUCAAUGUGUUAAAACUUAAAAACAUUAAGUUUGCUGAUCUUGAAUUUUAGUUUGCCUGAAAAACCAUCAUUCAAAGUUUGCUGAUCUUGAAUUUUAGUUUGCCUGAAAAACCAUCAUUCAAAAGGCUGAACUGUGCAUUUAAUCUCACAUUUUUUUGCAGAAAGUGCUAGUGAGCGCCCUAGACUAAAGCUGUUGCCUCGUACAGUCAAAGAUCCUGUCAAUGAGAUAGCAGACUCUAUGCAACAAGCAAAGAUAUUUGGAGGAGCAAAACCACGUGACGAGAAACAAUACGUACAGAAGCAAGCGGAAAUCGAGAAAAAGCGAAAAGAAAGCGAAAGUAGCGACAAUUAACAGGUACAUACAUAUUGUGUAAAAUUUAUGAGAUAUUGUAUAUUUUUCUAGUGUCAUUUGCGAAACGUCGAGGUUAACAGUUUUCAGGUAGUUGAGACACAAACACGGUAGCUUAUUGUAGAAUACCUACACUGGACCACCACGUUUGAGAUAUCUUCUUCAGGUAGUUCAGACACAAACCACAGCAGCUUAUUGUAGAAUACUACCUACACUGGACCACCACGUUUGAGAUAUCUUUUUCAGGUAGUUCAGACACAAACCACGACAGCUUAUUGUAGAAUACUAGGUAGUAUUCCGUACCACCACGAUGAAGAUAUCUUCACAGAAUUUAGGAUACAAACCACUGCAGCAUACAGAAUACUUACCUACACUGGACCACCACGUUCGAGAUAUAUCAGAGGUCAUCAGACACAAAUUACCACUGCAGCUAAUAGACCUUUCCCCUUUUAAGUGAAUUUUGAUCUAGACAAGUGUAGACAAAAAUUUCAUCACAGCUUGAAAGAGCAUCACAAAAUUAGUAAUAUUCCGAAGUUUCGUUGCAAAAUGUUGUAAAAUGCGGAUAAUAUAGCCUUGCGAAGUUUGCCGUUUUUCAGUCAUUUGGUAUUACAAAUGGGAAAUUGAUAAUCAGAUGAUCAAACUUCACUUAAAAUGGGAAAGGUCUAUUGUUUAUCGACUACCAUCUAACGACCCAUUGUAUUACUAUCCUCCAAAAAACGUCUAUAUAUACAGUGUUUUUACUGUUUUAUUUUCAUUCUAGGGUUGAAUUAUCAUUUUAUUAUUGUGAGAGGAUACAAAACAACUCGGAGAGCACUCUUUCAAGUCUCAACUACGGAAAAUGCAGCUACACAUAUAUUGUUACAACCAUAAUGGUCAUAAAUUCGACAACAAUUCUAGACAGCUAUUGAGUCUACAAAGUUUAUUGUUUAAUAUAAGAAGUUUUUCCAAAGUACUGUUUGUAUAGUUGGAUAAAUUAUCGUAGCACUGUAGUUUUGAGGCGAUUUAGUAGGCUAGUUUAACUGACAGAGUACAUGAAAUUACAGAUUUAGGUUGUGGAGUUGUGGUUCUUCAAAUCUUUUCUGUUUGACUGGAAUUUACCGCAAAUGUAUAAUUUAUAGGAAAAAACUACAUUUUCAAAACGCAGUAAGUCGCGCCUUGAAUGUCCAAACAAACGCGAAAUUUUUCGGUAUAUAGACAAAUUUGAGUAUAAUUAAAUAUUUCAAUUGUGGGGUGCAUUUCUUUUUAAUAUGAAGACGAAAAAUCGAUAACGAGAACUCGAGAAUAAGUCGGCUGGUUUAGACGAACUGUCAAGAAUGAUAUUCUCGACAAUGUCGAAAAUGUCGUUCAGUUGAACUAGACCUGAAUUCAAGACAAACAUUACCUACAAACACCCCAUACAUAUAGUCUAUAAGAUAUGAUGAUCUGGAAACUGAACAGAAGUCAUUGUAUUAUGUUUUUGUUUGAGUCUAUGUUAAUUUGUGCACUGUGAUUGAGCUCAUUGUAUUUUCGUAUAAUGAAGUAACCGUCCUAUAGAAUAUAGGGAUAGCUGAGAUGAAAGUGCAGCCACGAUGAAUAAUAUUUUUAAGAGGCAAUUUUUUUCAAUGUCACGUAUUUGCAAUGAAAAGUGUUCAAAACCUAAAAUCUUUUUGGCGUUCCUCUCAGAAUCACUUUGUUUUAGCUUUAUUCUCUAGUUUAUAGAGUUAGCUACCUUUUUAAAUGCAUUUGCCGGUUGAGAAACAUAAAAUAAUAGUUAAAAAUUGUCAAUUUAAAUACAAUUAUCAAGGAUGUUUUAAAAUUGACGCCAUAUUUACAGCCAUAUAAGCAAAACUUACUGAACUUCAGACAUAAUCUUCUCUUUGGCGUAUCAUCUAAAAUCUCUUCAUUUUAGCAUUAUUUUACAGAUAAAGCACUAAACAUACUUUAUAAGUUUGUUUGCCGAUUGAGAAACGUAUCGAAAAAUAAAAAUUUUCAAUUUAGUCAUAACCUCAAGUGGUAUAUUAUACGCAUUAGUUUUGAGCGCGUGUUACGUAACAUACAAAAAAACUCCUCUUAAUGAAGUUGAGACAAAGGAUUUGUGCACGGUGAGGAACAACAUCAAACCAAGGUCUUCUAUUUUGUAGCUUUGAAGUUUGCCGGGUUUCCAGAUCAUCAUAUCUUGACAGACUAUAAUAACCCCGUUUACACUACGCUCAAUUUUUGGUACGGCACGGAUAAAAUCGGUACCCGUACCCCUUUUUUGGUUCUUGAACCAAAAAAGUGGUACGGGUAUACCAAUUACCAAAAAUUGAGCGUUGUGUAAACGGGGCUUAUGCAAACAGUGUUUUCAUCGAGGUGAAUGUAGUCUGAAAUACACGUCAUUUUUAAUAGAAUUAUUAAUAUCGAUCGAAACUUAAUCAUCUCGAAAUAACUUUUAGCAUGCAGUUCACAUAUUUAUCCAUGAGCAUAUUGUUCGUUGUUUUUGUAGAACUUUGUUUCUCGUUUUCCUUUGUCAAUCAGACGCAAUUAACUUAAUCUUUGUAAAAUGCGGUAUAUAUAAAUAAAUAAAGUUGUUCCUCGAUAUUUACUUGUUAUUUUGAGUAUGUGGUCACAGAGUAAAUACCGUACAGAGCUCUCACUUAUUAAUUUCAGCGCAAGCCGGGAUUUUUCCAGUACGCCAUGUUCUUAGCAAGUGCCCUAAAGAGAGGCUGUCACCCCCUGAAAACAUAUUGAAUGUUAAUGUUCCGGGGUGGACGCCUCUCUUUAGGGCACUUGCUAAGAAGAUGGCCGCCAGAUUGCGCAGUAAAAACUACCUUUUCUUACGAAGUGAUAUAUCUGUACGAUCAUAGUUAAUAGAUGGUUGGAAACUCAUUAGAAUAACAAUAUAACUCAUUAUCUAUGUUAGGUCAACGUUUAUUCAUAAAUCUGGUCCUUCCCCGUCACGUGCGUAUUGUAUUUUUGCCCAAAUAACCAAUAGCAAUGUUUUAGGAAAAUUACCUAUCCGUGACUCGAACAAUAGGGUAAAUUGGAAAUUGCUAUUGGUGGAUUUGGCAAAAAUACAAUACACACGUGACAGACAUCGACUAUUUUGCUGACCUCAGAAUGACAUUUCGUCAAAACUUUUUUCUUCAAGAUGGUUUAGAAACAAAUUUGGAGUAGGGUUAGGUUAGGGUUAGAAUUGAUGUUUGGAGUAGAGUUAGUGUUAGUAAAACCGUUGCUUUGUUACGUUUUGUCACUUUGAGGCCAGCGAAACAAUCUCUUUCCAUGAAUAAACGUUGACCAACAUAGAUGAGUUAUAUUGUCAUUCUAACGAGUUUCCAAACCAUCUAUUCUAUACUCUGUGAUAUGGCGAAAUUGAGUAAACACUUCCACGAAUUCCAUUUCACAAAUCCGUUUCAAGUACGCCCUCCACACUCCUUCUUCGCACCACGUGAUUCAGAUGACGACUCUCCAUCGUGGGCUCGGGGUACGUCACUGGACGAUUCUCCCUAAACUUCUUCCGUCGCUCGUUACUAGUCCCUUUAUUCUUAUUUACAUCCACGCUGCCAUUCUGUCCCAGGAGGCCUAGCGACCUGAUAGCCCGGUAUUGAUCCGGGAUCUCCAUAAGUGCCUGGACUGCGAACUCCGCCUCGAUAUCGCGCGAAAAUCUCGAAUUCUUUUUCUCAACGAACUCAACAAAUUGAAAAUUAUCGAAGCGCCUCUGGGGCAGUUUGUCGUCAUAUUCGUGCAUCACUUCCCAAGGACCAUCUCCGACGCCAACUAAAACGAUAGACAAGGGAUAAUUUGAAGCAUCUACAAUCGCUGAACGUGUUUCCAAAUCAUGUUCAUUCUCCACUCUGCCGUCCGCAAUGAUCAGGAGCACAUGGUAUUUGCCCGUUUGCUGAACUAUCUCAAUUGCUUUUCGAAUAAUAGGAGCGAAACUAGUCGGUCCACUGAGAGAAACAGAUCCCACUGUUCUAGUGUAACGAGUUAACACUUCGUCGACCCCUUUACAAGGCGACUCGUCUAUUAGCGGAAAAACGCUAUGCCCUUUCGUUCUGUCGUCCCCAAACCCGUACACUGGAAUCAAAUUGUCUUCAUUAAAUUCUUGUAAAGUUUCUCCGAUUGCUCUUAUAACUCGUUGGUAAGGAUUCCAUUUACUAAUACGGUUCGAUUUGGGGUCAAUGUUAAUAUGAUGCAGCGAUCGUCCACUAAAACUUUUUCUCCCCUGCCAUUCGUUACUGGCAGUAAAAUCUAUGCCAAUUAUAAGGUUCGCUUUUACAAGGCCACCAACUCGCAUGGCAUUACUGAUUUCGGCUAAACUGUUAAAGCGAUCUUCGAUCUCGAAGAAAGUGUUCGAUCUAUUCGUGACCCCAAGCCGACGCAGCAAAGACCAGCUUCGAAUUCGCUUUGGAAGAAUAUUAUAAGCUCGCCUUGGGUGGUACACGAUAUUAUACACAAUAUAGCACAACCACACGAAGACAGCAGCAAUAAAAAUAUAUCCCAACAACAUUAACAGUACACUUAAAAUUUCUGCCAUUACACUGUCGGAAUUAAAAAGUUGUUUAUGUUCCUCCAAUUUGCAUAUAAUCACACACUUCGGUGAGUAUCAACACUGUAGUCUUUGACGGCACUUGUUAGGUCUGCUUUUCAGUUUAACAAGCUCGGUGAAUUAGCCGUAUGAUCUUACAAUCAACAAUCAUAUCCAGGGCGAAGGUCAACUGGUAUAGAAUUCUAAGAAUUGUAACAAAAAUCCACCCUUUUAAUCUUUAUACGACAGUUGAUAACCCGAGGACUUCCUACAACAAAAUGUGAAGAUACUUGCAGUUUGAUUUGCUCAACUUGCUUUUCAAAAUACACAUUAAACACCAACCACUUUUAGUUUUAGCGACUUGACAACACGAUCUUUUCGCUUAAAGACAUAAAGUUCUAUCGAGCUAUCGACUUAAUAUAACUACAAUUUUUAACUUCCUUAAAGUGAUAAACGUAAUUUCGAUAUAAGAUUAUCCACAACAAGUUCAAAGCGGAUUCCAGGCAGCGUUGAGAGCAAGUGGUGUCAAAUAUACAGUCAGUUCCGCCACUGGGCAAUGGCUCUUAGUAACUUCCUUCCGUUUCAUAAAAUUUCUGUUGUCGUUCGUCCAAUUUAGGUUGACUGCAUGUAUUGACAUCUAGUCUGUAGAUGUAGUUAAUAUAUGCAUUCUUCAACUAUGUACACUUUGUCUGCUUAAUAUUGACAUGCAUGCCUGCAUAAG
Molecule: messenger RNA, 8434 nt
Organism: Paramuricea clavata
Lineage: Eukaryota; Metazoa; Cnidaria; Anthozoa; Malacalcyonacea; Plexauridae
Source: the annotation of a GenBank genome assembly